AUGGCGAUAUUCCAUGAUAUGGUUGAGGAGUCCAUGGAGGUCUUUAUGGAUGACUUUUCUGUAUUUGUGCUAGUGAUUUGCAGAGCUGUUUUAGGACAAAGGAGAGAUAAGAAGUUCCAACCAAUUUACUAUGCUAGCAAGACACUAACUGAUGACCAGGAGCACUACAACACCACUGAAAAGGAGCUUUUAGCUGUUGUUUUUGCAUUUGACAAGUUCAGAUCUUAUUUAGUGCUAUCAAAGACUGUGCUCUACAUGGACCAUUUUUCACUCAGAUCAGGUAACAUCUCUACUCGUGAUGAGAUGCCUCAAAUGAGCAUUCAUGUUGUUGAGAUUUUUUAUGUUUGUGGGAUCGACUUCAUGGGACCUUUCCCUUCUUCCUAUGGCAAUAAAUACAUCUUGGUUGCCGUUGAGUACUUUUUUAAAUGGGCCGAAGCGCAAGCUUUUCCCACUGAUAAUCCUAGGUUAGAAAAGGUGCUUAAACGCUAUGGUGUAUCACACAGGUUUUCCACACCCUAUCACCCACAAACCAGUGAGCAAGUGGAGGUUACUAAUAGGGGUUUGAAAUGGAUUAUAGAGAAAAUUGUAGGAGUGAGUAGGAAAGACUGGGCGGAGAAGCUAGAUAAUGCCUUGGGGGCCUUUAGGACGGCUUGUCGUACUUCAACUAGUUUUACACCAUAUAGGCUAGUUUAUGGGAAAGCAUGCCAUUUGCCUGUUGAACUUGAUCAUAAAGCAUUGUGGGCUUUAAAAACUUGCAAUUUUAAUGUUGAUAAUGCAGGUAGAAAUAGACAGUGGCAGCUUAACGAGUUGGAAGAGUGGCGUAACCAAGCAUCUGGCAACUCCUUAAUCUACAAGGAGCGUACCAAGAAGUGGCAUGAUAAGAGGCUAAGGAGCACUAAGGAGUUCCAAGUUGGGGAUAGUGUUUUAUUGUAUAACUCAUGA
Messenger RNA from Ricinus communis (castor bean), 942 nucleotides. RefSeq lists its product as uncharacterized. Gene Ontology annotation, molecular function: nucleic acid binding. Lineage: Eukaryota; Viridiplantae; Streptophyta; Magnoliopsida; Malpighiales; Euphorbiaceae. The transcript has 4 exons. Gene Ontology annotation, biological process: DNA integration. The coding region runs from base 1 to 942 and encodes 313 amino acids. The record is from RefSeq and is a predicted model, not a curated record.